CGCGGCGCCGGGGGGGGGGGGGGCGGGUCAAGAUGGCGGCGCCCAGCGGCGGCGCGGCGGAGUGAGGCGGCCGGAGCCCCAUGGCGGCCCCGGGACAGCCCCCCACCGCGGCCCUGCAGGCCGUGCUGAAGCCGAGCGGGCCCCUCCCGGCCGAGAGCCUCCCGGUACGCGGGUACGACUUCGCCGGCGGCCCGGACCACGCCGCGUUGCUCCGCUCCUUCCUUACCACCGGCUUCCAGGCCACCAGCUUCGCUCAGGCCGUCACCGAGAUCCACCGGAUGAUCGCGGCGAAGCUGGAGCCGCUGAGCGAGGAGGAGCGGGCCCGGGCCGGGCUGGGGGGGCCGCGGCCGCCCUCGGGCUGCACCAUCUUCCUGGGCUUCACCUCCAACCUCGUCAGCUCCGGCGUCCGGGAGACCAUCCGGUACCUGGUGCAGCACAACAUGGUGGACGUGCUGGUGACCACGGCGGGGGGCGUGGAGGAGGAUCUCAUCAAGUGCCUGGCGCCCACCUACAUCGGGGACUUCAGCCUGCAGGGACGGGACCUGCGCCAGAGCGGCAUCAACAGGAUCGGGAACCUGCUGGUGCCCAACGACAAUUACUGCAAGUUCGAGGACUGGCUGAUGCCCAUCCUGGAGCAGAUGGUGGACGAGCAGGAGAUGCAGGGCGUGAGGUGGACCCCCUCCCGGAUGAUUGCACGUUUGGGCAAGGAGAUCAACAACCCCGAGUCCAUCUGCUACUGGGCACAGAAGAACAACAUCCCGGUGCUGAGCCCGGCGCUCACCGACGGCUCCCUGGGGGACAUGAUCUUCUUCCACUCCUACAAGCGCCCGGGGCUGGUGCUGGACAUCGUGGAGGACCUGCGCCUCAUCAACACUCGGGCCAUCUUCGCCAGGAAGACGGGGAUGAUCAUCCUGGGCGGGGGGCUGGUGAAGCACCACAUCGCCAACGCCAACCUGAUGAGGAAUGGGGCCGACUUCUCCGUCUACGUCAACACGGCGCAGGAGUUCGAUGGCUCCGACUCGGGGGCGCGGCCGGACGAGGCCGUGUCCUGGGGCAAGAUCCGGAUGGACGCCACCCCCGUCAAGGUCUAUGCCGACGCCUCCCUGGUCUUUCCGCUGCUGGUGGCGGAGACGUUUGCCCAGAGAGCCGACGCUUUCCCCUCAGAGACACCGGGAGACUGAACCGGUGCCGGGGUGAGCCCCUCACCUGGAGGGGGGUGAGCCCCCCACUUUGGGGUGCCCAGCACCCGGUGCCUCUGCAGGGGGUCCCGUCUCGGUACCCGCAGAGCAGGAGAGAGCAGGGUGGUUCCCCGACCAAGGGACUGGGGGAGCCGGGACCCCUGCGCCACCGUCCGCCUGUUCUCCCCCCCGCCCUCCCCAGCGCUUGUAUUUAUUUGAGCUGCUCGGGGCUCCGUGGGCUCCCUGUGCUCCCAAUAAAGCCCACAGCUCCUCCACA
This is a messenger RNA of Grus americana (Whooping crane), 1455 nucleotides long. RefSeq names its product deoxyhypusine synthase (gene DHPS). Gene Ontology annotation, molecular function: deoxyhypusine synthase activity. NCBI's taxonomy places the organism in Eukaryota, Metazoa, Chordata, Aves, Gruiformes, Gruidae. Bases 81 to 1181 code for a protein of 366 amino acids. Gene Ontology annotation, cellular component: cytoplasm. The transcript has 9 exons. Gene Ontology annotation, biological process: peptidyl-hypusine biosynthetic process. The record is from RefSeq and is a predicted model, not a curated record.